This is a messenger RNA of Myotis lucifugus (little brown bat), 4042 nucleotides long. RefSeq names its product ELK4, ETS transcription factor (gene ELK4). Gene Ontology annotation, cellular component: nucleus. The record is from RefSeq and is a predicted model, not a curated record. Gene Ontology annotation, molecular function: sequence-specific DNA binding; DNA-binding transcription factor activity, RNA polymerase II-specific. NCBI's taxonomy places the organism in Eukaryota, Metazoa, Chordata, Mammalia, Chiroptera, Vespertilionidae. Gene Ontology annotation, biological process: cell differentiation; regulation of transcription by RNA polymerase II.
UCCAGCUCAUGGCUAUGGACAGUGCUAUCACCCUGUGGCAGUUCCUCCUUCAGCUCCUGCAGGAGCCGCAGAACAAGCACAUGAUCUGCUGGACCUCUGACAACGGGGAGUUCAAGCUUUUGCAGGCGGAAGAAGUGGCUCGGCUCUGGGGGAUUCGCAAGAACAAGCCUAACAUGAACUACGACAAGCUCAGCCGAGCCCUCAGAUACUAUUAUGUAAAGAAUAUCAUAAAAAAAGUGAACGGUCAGAAGUUUGUGUACAAGUUCGUCUCUUACCCGGAGAUUCUGAGCAUGGAUCCGAUGAAGGUGGGCAGGGUUGAGGGAGACUGUGAGGCCCUGAGCGGCGGUGAGGGCGGCGGCGGCUCCAGAGACGCGGAGAGCGGAGGGAAGGAGCGGCCCCCGCAGCCCGGUGCCAAGGCCUCGAGCCGCAACGACUACAUACACUCCGGCUUGUACUCUUCGUUCACCCUCAACUCUCUGAACUCCUCCAAGAGGAAGCUCCUCAAGUCUAUAAAGAUUGAGAAUCCGGCUGAGAAACUGGCAGAGAAGAAACCUCAGGAGCCGGCACCAUCCGUCAUUAAGUUUGUAACCACGCCUUCCAAAAAGCCACCGGUGGAACCCGUGGCUGCCACCGUUUCAACCGGCGCCAGUAUUUCCCCGUCUUCGGAAGACACUCUCCAAGCGCUGGAGACGCUGCCUUCCCUGGAAGCCCCGGCCUCGGCCUGCAGUGUCGCCGCCGCGUUUCCCAGCACCCCUGUCCCGUCCCCUUCCUUCCAGGAGCCUCCCAGGUCACCCUCCCCGCCGCUCAGCUCCAACCCGGACAUCGACACGGACAUUGACUCUGUGGGGCUGCCAGAGAGCUUGGCCCUGGAGCCCCAAGGACCGGGACUUCGGGCCUUGCCGGGGAAGGACAAAGCCAACGGCUCGUCCAGAUCCAAGAAGCCCAAGGGGCUGGAGCUGGCCCCCAUCCUCCUGAUCACGGGCAGCGACCCCAGCCCCCUGGGGAUCCUGAGCCCCUCGCUCCCCACAGCCUCUCUCACGCCAGCACUGUUCUCACAGACGCCCAUCUUACUGACUCCCAGCCCCUUGCUCUCCAGCAUCCACUUCUGGAGCACCCUCAGCCCCGUCGCUCCCCUCAGCCCGGCCAGACUGCAAGGCGCUAACACGCUUUUCCAGUUUCCUUCUGUUCUGAACAGUCAUGGGCCGUUCACUCUGUCUGGCCUGGAUGGACCUUCCACCCCCGGCCCCUUUUCCCCAGAUCUGCAGAAGACAUAACCGAUGCACUUGCAGAAAGAGAACCAAGGAACAAAGGAACAGAGGGACACUCCGCAUGAUCGCCUUCGGAGUGAGUGAUGGAUGGUUCCACGUGCUGGUAAUAGACCAUCGUGACUUUUGCUAUUCCCAUCGAAAUGCCUUGUUAGGAUUCCCUUCCAGGAAGACUCACGUUGGACUGUGCUUGAAAGUGCCUUAAUUGGAGUCUGAACUCCACCUCCCUCUUUUUCUUUCUUUUAUUUUUCUAACAAAUACUUGAGCUUUGUGUUAAGGACAUUUUUGGUGGGGUUUAGCAGCUAGCUAUGUUUUGCAAGAGCAGCUAAGAACAAAGUUAUUCCUUCUGCCUUAUUGGGACCCUUCAGUCGGAAAAAAAAAAUUAUGCUUUGAGCAUAUUAUUUAAAGAAACACGAGUUAAGUGAAAUUGGCCACAUCUCUAAGAGUAAGUGUGCUUUGUUGGAUAACGAGAAGUGAGCUGUGCAUAAGCAGGAGAGGAAAAAGAGUGAUUUCUGUUCACUCGGAGGAAGACUGGAGCAGUGCUCUGGGGGUGGUUCUGUCUAUGUUGCUGUGUAGUCUAACCUAUGAAAAGCAACUCUGCAAAGACGCAUCCUACUUACAUUUGUUUAGGAGGGUCGCUCAGCCAUACAUGUGUGUGAUCUUGUUCUGUCUACAGAGCAUGGAGUUAGUCCAUUUUAAUGGAGGGAGAUUUUUAAACCUGGGGUGAGAAUAGGGGACCCCAUCUCUCGCACAGAAAAGCGGGCUGCUCGCUGGGUGUUACAGUUCCACAUCCGUGGGCGACCGCGUGGUGAAUGACCGCUUCUAGGAGAAUAAGCCCGGGCUUUGAGAUUUAGAGGCGUCCCCGAGUAAAAGAUCCAGGUGAAGAACUUGAAACCACGAGUGGCUUUUCCCAGUUUGAGGAUGCAUCCCGGCAUGAAGGACCCUUUCUCUUUCCUGUUCAUUGUACCUCGUUUUCCGCUGGAUGUUGCUCUUCUUUCAAAUGUAAGGUUGGGAGAGGCCGUGAUAGUUUUGAGGAUGCAAUUAGGAAGAUGAAAAGCCUCCAGAUCUGUAGUGAGGUAAAGGUGUGCUGAUGUCUUUGCAUGUUUCUUUUUAAAUUAGGGAGGAGCAGAAUUCCUUUGGGAAUUCUCAUGCAUAGGAAUUAGAUGGUUCCUAUUAGUCGUGAAAAAUGUGGGCCCUCCAGUACCCACCAGUCUCUACAGUACCAAAUUCAUAAAAUACUACUUUAUGGUCAUCCAUGCCAGCUUUGUUGAUCCCCCAAACUGAAUCGAUACCAACGUCUCAGUGGAAUCUUUUGAAAAUCUUGGCUUUAAAGUCCAGGAUUAGAUAGUAUAGGCGGCCACCCCCUCCGUCCCCCCGACCCCACUCUGUCCAUUAAACUAUUCUUUUAACCCUAGAAACAGUUCCUAUAGCUCAAUCGCAGGAACUAAAUGGAAUGAGGGAAUAAGGAAUUGAGGGCUCAAAGGGACCCUGAUACAAACCAGCACUUUCCAGGUGUGCAGUCUGUAAGUGUGUUUCCACCCAGGGAGGAGCAGCGCUCGUGUAAGACGGCUGUGCUAGUGCAGUGGUAGCGGAGGGACAGUGUUCAGGGAGCUGCCUUUGCUUUCGGAGCGUUGGAGACCCAUUCCUGCUUCCUCGGUGGUCUCAGCCGAAAGGCCUGUUCCCGAGACGUGCAAUAGCAGCGUGGAGAGGUCGUGCUGUUCAGUAGCGAUGCACAGACUUCCCGGACUCCCCCCAUAUUGAAUGGUUUAGUCCGCAUGCCUGCUUGAAAGUGGCCCUCUCAGCAGCACUUUGGAAUAGUUUCAUUAGGUGGCUUAACGUUUUGUACAUUAAAUAAGUAAAUACUGAUGGGUUGACUGAAUUAGAUAUUUAAAAUUGUGGAAGCACAAAAAAUACCUUUUGGAAUUAAAGGAGAAUAGCCAUUGGUUUGUUUUCCCAGAUGCUCUCUUUCAUAAUUAACUGUUUCAGCACAGGGGUGCCUGGGAAGCGAGGAUUGGAACUGAGUCAGAGCAACUUCCUAGGAACGAGUGUUGGUGGAUCCUCGGUCCGUAAACCUACCCCGGAGGCCUCUAGGAGGCAGAUGGUGACUCGCUUCCUCUUUGAGAUCAGUUAAUAAGCUUUUGUGUGUGUGUGUGUGUGUCCUUUUUUAAAUGAAAGUUUACAACCUUAGCUCAAGUGUCUGAGACAGACCGUUCUGUUUGUAAACUACCUCCUCCCUGGAGAAGUCUCAGAUCCAUAUUUUUUUGGGCAUCCACGGAGUUCUUAGCAUCCACAGGUGACAUACCACUUCGGACCAGUACACUGGAGAGACUUCCGUUUGGUAGCCGUCGCUGGUAUCCAUCACCAGCCCCUCAGCCAGGAUGAAUGUUGGUGGGCGAAGGCAGCCUAAGUUGGGACUGGGGAGCAGGUUGCAUGAGUCUUUGAGACAUCUGCUGCGAUUAUCUUAGCUCUCCGUCUGCUCUGGUCCAUAUCUACUCAGUUGUGUGCUGGAAACUGUUUAACUGCCAGGCUCUCUGGAGGGGAAAAGAAGCCCUGACGUGUAGCAUUUGCCGAUUCCCAUGUGAGACUUCCUCCCCGUAGGGCUGAUUUUAGCUACCACCUUGGAGCUGAGAGAGGACGCGCACAGCCGCACCCUCAGCCUGCAGCCCGUGCCUUCAUUCCGCCCUGGGGUGGUGGAUUUUCACACAGUUCCUAAAACAUUCUUUUUCUCAUAUGCUCAUUUUUAAAAAUACAAAAUUAAAACCACAUGUCUGACUUCA